This is a messenger RNA of Cyanidioschyzon merolae strain 10D, 2847 nucleotides long. RefSeq names its product heat shock protein ClpB. NCBI's taxonomy places the organism in Eukaryota, Rhodophyta, Bangiophyceae, Cyanidiales, Cyanidiaceae. Gene Ontology annotation, cellular component: cytoplasm. Gene Ontology annotation, molecular function: ATP binding; ATP hydrolysis activity. Bases 1 to 2847 code for a protein of 948 amino acids. The record is from RefSeq and is a predicted model, not a curated record. Gene Ontology annotation, biological process: cellular response to heat; protein refolding. The transcript has a single exon.
AUGUUUGUUUGGUCGGUAACCUCACAGCAACUACAUACGUUGCGUCCGUUGGGUGCUGCGUCCUCGUCGUGGCUCGAGGCCGGCCGUUCGCUACACAGCGGGAGGCCUCGUGCCCUCGUGCAGCGCAGCUGGAGAGUUGCAAAGCCGCCCAAACGGGUGCAAGUUGCACGCUGGCCGCGCAUGGUUGCAGGAGGUAGUGGCGGUGGGCCCGAUGGAAACUUGCUCAACGCUGAGCGGUAUACGGAAAAGGCAUGGGCAGCGCUUGCACGUCUUGCAACGCUCGCACGUGACUACCAGCAGCAAGUCAUCGAGUCCGAGUUCCUGCUGCUCUCGCUACUCGACGAUGAACUCGCCACUCGUAUUCUAGACAAAGCUGGGGCACGUUUGCCUCAAGUUCGUGAACGCGUGCGCAGCUUUUGUAACAGGCAGCCGAAGGUACAGGGCGAGCUUGGCUCGCAGGUCAUGGGACGCUCGCUGCGGGAGACGCUCGAGUCUGCGGCACGCAUUCAGCGCGAGUACAGCGACGACUUUAUCUCCAUCGAGCACUUGCUUCUAGCGGCCUGGAGGGACUCGCGGCUCCAGCGUGGCGUUCUGAAUGAGCUGAAUGUACCCGAAGCAAAACUGGAAGAGGCCAUUCGGUCGAUCCGUGGUGGUCAGCGCGUCACCACACAGACCCCGGAAAACACUUAUGAGGCGCUUGAAAAAUACGGACGAGAUCUUACCAAGGCCGCGCGGGAGGGCAAACUGGAUCCAGUCAUCGGUCGAGACGAGGAAAUCAGACGCACGAUGCAGAUCCUCUCGCGUCGAACGAAGAACAACCCAGUGCUCAUCGGUGAACCCGGUGUCGGGAAGACCGCCAUUGUCGAGGGUCUCGCUCAGCGUAUCGUGAAUGGCGAUGUGCCCGAGUCGCUUCGAAAUCGGACGGUCAUCGCGCUGGACAUGGGCGCAUUAAUCGCUGGCGCCAAGUACCGGGGCGAGUUCGAGGAGCGCCUCAAGGCAGUCCUGAAGGAGGUCUCCGAGGCCCAGGGCAAGAUGAUUCUCUUCAUCGACGAAAUCCAUACCGUGGUUGGCGCCGGCAAGACCGACGGUGCAAUGGACGCGGGCAAUCUGCUGAAACCGAUGCUUGCGCGCGGCGAACUUCGCUGCAUCGGUGCAACCACGUUGGAUGAGUACCGCAAGUACAUUGAAAAGGACGCGGCUCUCGAGAGACGAUUCCAACAGGUUCUCGUAGACCAGCCAUCUGUGGAGGACACCAUAAGCAUCCUGCGUGGUUUGAAGGAGCGCUACGAAGUCCACCACGGUGUUCGUAUUACAGACAGCGCGCUCGUUGCGGCCGCAGUUCUCUCCAAUCGCUACAUCACAGACCGCUUCCUUCCCGAUAAGGCUAUAGACCUGGUGGACGAGUCGGCUGCGCGCCUGAAGAUGGAGAUCACCAGCAAGCCGCAGAGUUUAGAUGAGCUUGAUCGUCGCAUUUUGCAACUGGAAAUGGAGCGCGUCUCCCUGAAAUCGGACACGGAUACAAAGACCGUCGAACGUCGGGCUCAGUUAGACAAACAGAUCGAGGAAUUGCGCGAGCGCCAGCGGCAACUUGAAGAACAAUGGAAACGGGAGAAGGGCAUGUUAGAGCGCAUCCAGGAUCUCAAAAGUCAAAUAGAGCAAGUCGAGUUCGAAAUCGACCGUGCGGAACAAGUGUACGAUUUGAAUCGCGCUGCGGAGCUCAAGUUCGAUCGCCUGCCCAAACUGCGGAAGGAGCUCAAACAGGCCGAGGAGUCUCUAGAUCCGAUGGCGGGCAACGGGAGUCACAUGCCGCUCCUCCGAGAUCAGGUCACGGAAAUCGAUAUUGCGCAGACGGUUGCCGCGUGGACCAAGAUUCCCGUACAAAAGCUUACGGAGAGUGAGAGCGAAAAACUCAUGAGCCUGGAGCGUGACUUGUCGAAACGCGUAGUCGGUCAACGCGACGCUGUUCGAGCGGUUUCGGAGGCGAUUCAACGCUCCCGAGCCGGUCUCGCGGAUCCGCGCCGACCCAUUGCAUCCUUCAUGUUUCUGGGGCCUACCGGCGUCGGUAAGACUGAGCUGGCCAAAUCGCUUGCGGAGCGACUUUUCGAUAGCGAGGAUGCCCUCAUUCGCAUCGACAUGAGCGAAUACAUGGAAAAGUUCUCUGUGUCGCGCCUGAUCGGAGCGCCUCCUGGUUAUGUCGGUUACGAGGAAGCAGGCCAGUUGACCGAGGCCGUGCGCAGACGUCCCUACUCGGUCGUACUGCUGGACGAGAUUGAGAAAGCGCACCCGGAUGUGUUCAACGUUUUGCUUCAGGUGCUCGAUGAUGGACGUUUAACCGAUUCCCAGGGUCGUACGGUGAACUUCAGCAACUGUAUCGUCAUCAUGACGAGUAACGUGGGCUCUCAGCACAUCCUCUCCUCAAUGACCUCCGAUGAAACGGGCGCCAUGUACGAAUCCAUGCGCCGGAUGGUGAUGGAUGCGGUGCGGGCGCAGUUCCGUCCCGAGUUUCUGAAUCGAAUCGAUGAGAUCAUCAUCUUCCAUGCAUUGAUGCGUACCGAGUUGCACCAAAUCGUACGCAUGCAGGUCGAGGAGCUGAACAAGCGCCUCAGUGAGCGCCGCAUCCACCUGGAGGCCAGCGAAGCCGCCCUGGACUUUUUAGCCCAAGUCGGCUACGACCCAGUGUACGGCGCUCGCCCGCUGCGUCGUGCUGUGCAGCGCGAGCUGGAGACACCGCUGGCCAAGGGCAUUCUCAGCGGCAGUAUCAAGGAUGGACAAACCGUUGUCGCCGAUAUCGAGAACGAACGGCUGGUGAUUCGACCCGUGCUCAAAGCGGAGCCCGUCCCCAUCUAG